AUGGCAUCUAAAACAAAUGAUGGUGCUGAUUCUUCAGUUGUUCUUACUCCAUUUUUUGAUGGAAAUGACUUUGAAUACUGGAAGAUAAGAAUGAGAACUUAUCUAAAAGCUGAAGGUUUGUGGACUAUUGUUGCAAAUGGCUAUGAAGAGCCAGAAGACGAUGGUGAACUUUCAGUAGCAGAGAUGAAAAAUCUUGAGGCUAAGCGUCGUCAAGAUGCAAAGGCUUUGAGCAAAAUUCAAAUGGGAGUCUCAAGAGCAUUUUUUGCAAAAAUUGCUACUUGUGAGACUGCAAAGCAAGCUUGGGAGUCUCUGGAAGCUGAGGUGUAUGGUGACGAAAAGGUACGCACUAUCAAUCUUCAAACUCUUAGAAGAGUGUUUCAAAAUUUAAAGAUGAUAGAAUCUGAAAAAAUCGAUGAAUAUUGCACAAGAGUCAUGAAUAUUGUUAACGAAAUGAGAAAUCAUGGUGAUGAAAUUUCUGACCAACAAGUUGUGGAAAAGAUUCUAAUUAGUGCCACAGAAAAGUAUGAGUAUAUUGUUGCUAUCACUGAGGAGACGAAAGAUCUUUCUAAGCUUUCCAUCAAAGAGCUAGUUGGAUCGUUUCGUGCACACGAGAAGCGAAGAUUUUUUCGUGAGAAUCAACCCAAAGAGACGGCUUUCCAGUCCAGAACCAAUGAGAAUUCUCAAAAUUUCUCAAAGAAUCAACAAAAAAAGAAGUACAAUCCAAAAAAGAAGCAGGAUCAUGAUGGCUCUACCAAGAAGGUUGAAGAAAAAGGUGAGAAAAGUACUAGUCUUUUUUGUAAAAUUUGCAAAAAUACUAAUCAUAAUGCAGAAAAAUGUUGGCACAAAGGCAAGCCCCAAUGUAACUUUUGUAAAAAGUUUGGCCAUAUUGAGAAGGAUUGCAGGCACAAGCAACGGGAGCAAGCAAAUUUCUGUGAAGGAAAGGAGGAAGAAAAGGAAGAAAACCUUUUCUACGCUUCUCAAUCUGAUGCUUCAGCAAAAAGCAAUAAUGGUAUGUUGAUAGUGGUUGCACCAAUCAUAUGA
Molecule: messenger RNA, 1041 nt
Organism: Lycium ferocissimum
Lineage: Eukaryota; Viridiplantae; Streptophyta; Magnoliopsida; Solanales; Solanaceae
Exons: 1
Coding region: 1-1041 (346 amino acids)
Molecular function (GO): zinc ion binding; nucleic acid binding
Source: RefSeq, a predicted model, not a curated record